AUGUCUUGUGAGGGAUGGGCACUCACUAACAGCAGCACCAUUUUGCUUACAGGGGCAACAGGCUUCAUCGGCCUGGCUCUGGCCUCAGAGUUAAUUAAGCGCGGCGCCUCUUUAAUCUGUACGCAUCGCAAAACCAGUGAUACAAAAGGCCUCCUCAAACUCUUUUCUUCUAGUCAGGUCAAACACAACCUUUGUGAGUGCAACUUUGAUGACCCCGUGACUGUAGAGCAGGCAAUCAGAAACUUACAAUUUGACACGGUGGUCCACUUAGCAGCAGUCUCAGCAUGGAGCGACCUUGCUCGUGUUAAUGCAUACGAUAGUAGCUUUGCAUAUACUAAAACGCUGAUCUCUGCACUGGCCCGCACUGCCAAGCAAGUCAACUUCAUCUACAUUUCAUCCGCUGCAGCAGGCCCAGCGAGAAGAACACUGUCUGAAAAGCCUGUGCCCGUGCUCCUGAACUACGCUUCUGCUAAGCGUGAUACUGAAGCCUUUCUAUUAAAGCAAUCCCCGGAUAUCGUGCGCAGACUUGUCAUUCUACGUCUGGCAGAGACAUACGGCCCGAACGAUGAUCGUCUGGUGACAGCGGGAAAUGUCAUGGAGUACAUUCAUAGACGCCUUAGUUUCAUCACCCCUGGUGGGCUCUCAAUUCUGCACCGGGACGACGCAGCACGCACUAUUGCAAAUGCCAUAUCAGCAGGGGCACACGGACAUAUAUAUUAUGUUGGAGGUGAGGACAUCACAAUCGCAGAAUUAGCAAGGGAAACCUCCAAGCUAUGCGGGACAGGAACAUUGUCCAUACAGCUUCCUAGGGCGCUGAUAAAACCCUUAGUUUACAUUGGAAGAAUCCUCCAUUUGACAAACUACCCACAAGAACUGACAGAAUAUGCAUGCAUGUAUUGGUUCGGAGACAGCAAACAUGCUGAAACAGAUCUUGAUCACACCCACCGCCCAGCACGAGAUACUCUCCGGGAUGUGGUGAGAUGGCUCCAGGCAUGCAGGGGUUACUCGUCCAGAAUCUAA
Molecule: messenger RNA, 1020 nt
Organism: Giardia duodenalis
Lineage: Eukaryota; Fornicata; Diplomonadida; Hexamitidae
Product: Nucleoside-diphosphate-sugar epimerases
Exons: 1
Coding region: 1-1020 (339 amino acids)
Source: RefSeq, a predicted model, not a curated record